AUGCUCUCUUUGCUCACGUGUGUGCUUCUCGCACCGUCUGUGCUCGGUAGCUACGACCCGAUCGCGCUCGAGGCGGAGCUCGCAGAUUGGAAGGCAAGCCGCGCUGGUAGCAUCGCGCGUGCCCACGGCUUUCUGAAGAGUGACGCCGACGACGAGCUCCGUCGCUUCUAUGCCACCAAGUUGGACAUUGCGCGCCUCAACGUCGUGCACCCGAACGCACAUUUUUCGCUCGACUCACCGUUUACUCUCCUCACGGUGCCCGAGUUUGCGGCCUACGUCCGGUCGUCGACACUGGCGCAGCGUUCUGAUGCGCGCCCCUCGGACGCGAAUAGCACGACGGUGCUGCCGGCAAGUGUCGAUUGGACAACGUCCUCGUGUAUUGGCUCGGUGCAGCAGCAGGGGAACUGCGGGAGUUGCUGGGCAUUCGCGACUGCGCUCGCUCUUGAGAGCGCCAUGUGUCUCGCUUCGCCGACGCCAACACUCGUCAAGCUCUCGGAGCAGCACCUCACAAGCUGCGACAAGGCGUCUGGAAAUUUGGGCUGCCAAGGUGGGUAUCCCUCGAAAGCCAUCGAGUACGUCACCAACAACGGCUUGUGUCUCGGCAAGGACUACCCGUAUGUCUCGGGGACUUCUGGCAACGAUGAGACGUGCCGCGCGACGAGCUGUGUGCCAAUGCGUCCCACUUCGCUAAAGUCGGUGAACGUGGUGCCGGGCGAAGCCGGGUUGCAAGCCGCUGUGGCGCGCCAACCCGUCAUUGUGGGCAUCGCCGCUGGCAACGAAGAGUGGAAACAGUACAAGAGCGGGAUCCUCGCCUCGUGCUCGACGACCGACUUGGACCACGCAGUUGUUGUUGUUGGCUGGGGCGACUCGGCGAAUGGCUCGUACUGGCGCAUCCAGAACUCAUGGGGCGUUGGCUGGGGCGACCGCGGCUUCAUGCAGCUGCAGCGCGCGGCCAUGCUCAACGGCACAUGCGGCCUCGCCUCCGACGCCUCGUACCCGUCGCUGGCCUAG
This is a messenger RNA of Saprolegnia parasitica CBS 223.65, 1011 nucleotides long. RefSeq lists its product as hypothetical. Gene Ontology annotation, molecular function: cysteine-type endopeptidase activity. Bases 1 to 1011 code for a protein of 336 amino acids. The transcript is spliced from 2 exons. The record is from RefSeq and is a predicted model, not a curated record. NCBI's taxonomy places the organism in Eukaryota, Oomycota, Saprolegniomycetes, Saprolegniales, Saprolegniaceae. Gene Ontology annotation, cellular component: lysosome.